AUGGCAGAGGGAUUGAUGUCAAGAUUCGAAAAUUCACAGAAAGAUCUACCCAAGUGCCUCUACACAGACCGUGAAUGCUGCAACCAAGACGGUCCAUCUAAGUUUAAGGUCCUGUUUUCCAAGUGGACAGAUUUAAAAAUCCGUCUCGAUAUAUGGCAUUUUAUGCGACGCCUUGCCCUUGGUUGCACUUCAGAGAGUCAUCCAUUAUAUGGCACCUUCAUGUCCCGGCUAUCCAGCGCCAUAUUUGAAUGGGACAAGACAGAUUUAGCUAAUCUUAAGGCUGCCAAAAAGAAGGAAAUAGAAGCCUCUGGUAUUCCAAAUCCGAGUGAGUCUGCUAUAAACAAGGCGAUAACUAAGGGAGAAUUAGAGAGCUUGACAGGGGUAACAGAUUCACUUGGUGUUGCCAUUCUGAAGGAAGAGCUCAACACAAUCUGGAGCGAGCAGAAAAAGCAUGUUGCCUGCAUACAAGAUAUGGAAGGCCUCAAGCUUUAUACAGUGACAGGUGACAUGUCGAAAGUUAGGGAGAAACUUCCUGUGUAUCGCUGUGCCAGAGGUUCCACAUCUCUGGAGUCGUUCCACAGCCACAUGGUGAAGUUUAUUCCUGGUACCUCCGCAAGUGUUGUCAACUUCCAGGCUUACCUUCUAGAUGGUGUAUCAAGAUGGAACUACCUACGGUCAGCAGCAGCCAUGAAUGUAGGACCAACACCAUUUAGAACGUUCGACUUUAGGUUAACGCAGAAAGUGAAUUCUCUCAGCCAAUCACUCCACAACAAGUCGCUGGUUCCUGUCCACAUGAUCCCAGCAGAAUAUACAGGGGAGUUGAUUGGAAUUGAGUACCUGUACAAACAGAGUGGCUUCUUGUUACCAAAGGAUGAAGAGCUUGAAGCUGAAAUAGAUGAAGGCUUUGAAGACUUUGAGGACGACGCGCAACAAGCUCUCAACUUUGGUAAUGAGCUAGAGGAAGACGUUCUGCCAGCUGCCCCGGUGUACUCCAGUGACAGUGAGGAUGACGAAAAAGAUGAUGACGAUCAGGAAGAGGAAGAGGAAGAAGAGGAACUAUCAGUAAGUGUUGACUCUCGAGGUAUUCCUGGCUGGGAUAAGGUGGAGGCCCUAGCACUGGCAUUAAUCCAGCUCAAAGGCAUCAGCAUCACAGCUGCUGAGGCUAAUAAUAUCAAACAGUUGUUUGAUGUUUUGCUGGAUUUUGACAGGAGGCCAAUCAAGUAUACAGCCAAGGUCAAGAAGCCAUCAAAGGGACGCUUUGCUAGAUCAAAAGGUGGUUUUGUUGGUGUAGAUGCUGUCAAAAGAUAUUUAUUUAACAGUAAAAAUUUACAUCAAGCAUACAAUUAUUAUAUAAAAAUAAAAAUAGAACUAAACAUCUGUAUAGUAGAACUCUUGACCGAAAUCGAAAUCCAAGAGUUCAAUAUAGAUGAUUGUUUUCUAAAAACAUUAUAUUCACCUAAAAUUUUCUCUACCAAAAAGAAGGAAAUAGAAGCCUCUGGUAUUCCAAAUCCGAGUGAGUCUGCUAUAAACAAGGCGAUAACUAAGGGAGAAUUAGAGAGGCAUUGUCGCAGAAGAACGAGGGGUGUAAAGAAAACAACGGAGGAAAUUGAAUCCCUUAUUUUGAGCUUGACAGGGGUAACAGAUUCACUUGGUGUUGCCAUUCUGAAGGAAGUGCUCAACACAAUCUGGAGCGAGCAGAAAAAGCAUGUUGCCUGCAUACAAGAUAUGGAAGGCCUCAAGCUUUAUACAGUGACAGGUGACAUGUCGAAAGGUAGGGAGAAACUUCCUGUGUAUCGCUGUGCCAGAGGUUCCACAUCUCUGGAGUCGUUCCACAGCCACAUGGUGAAGUUUAUUCCUGGUACCUCCGCAAGUGCUGUCAACUUCCAGGCUUACCUUCUAGAUGGUGUAUCAAGAUGGAACUACCUACGGUCAGCAGCAGCCAUGAAUCAAUUCCUACAUGUAGAACCAACAGAGAACAGUUUUAUACCAACGAAGACAGGUCUUCCUACCUCUGAAUGGAUCAAACGCCUCAGCGAUUAUGCCUCGGGAACUUUUUUGUUUGGGCGUGGUCAAAGACCAUCAACUGGUUCGCGCUGGGCCAAAGAAUUAACAGCCAUAGACAACUGUCCUCGUCAUAAAUCUGUUGUCAAGAAAGAUCUAUUCGGUAAUGUUGUACAGUGUUCAUGUGAAUAUCAUAAAGAAAAGGCCACGAGUAAACCCAGUACAUCUCAUUCGAGCACACCAUCAGCUACAGUCACCUCGGCAGAAAGUGGGCAGGGGGAUAUAAAGGUACUGGCUGAUUAA
This is a messenger RNA of Lottia gigantea (owl limpet), 2304 nucleotides long. RefSeq lists its product as hypothetical. The record is from RefSeq and is a predicted model, not a curated record. The transcript is spliced from 12 exons. Bases 1 to 2304 code for a protein of 767 amino acids. Lineage: Eukaryota; Metazoa; Mollusca; Gastropoda; Lottiidae.